GGCUUUGCCACUUUUAUUGAGCUAGUGGAUGUCUUCUGCUACAAUAUCUGUCCCCUUAUUACUCACAGAUGAUUUUUAGCGUUUGUGUUCUUGUUCAAGUUUAAUUUCAUACAUGGGCCAGGCCUAGCAGUGGCGGACUAUGUUGCUCGGACUCUUCAAAAAUAUCAACGGGUGCGUGUCGGAUUUGCCAAAGCUAGUAUAUUUUUGGAGAAUCCGAUUUGGGUGUAGCAUCGAAAGCGAAGAGUCCUCACAACUUAGGUGGUGGAUACAAGAUUUUCACUAAGAGGGUUCGGUUGAACCCGUUCCGCCCAUCUAGCUUCUGCCUUGGGGCUGGUUACAAUGCAUUUCCUUAACCUUCUGGUUACAUAAUAUUGAAGGGGAGCCUCGGAGUAACUGGUAAAGUUGCUGUCAUGUGACCAGAAGGUCACGGGUUCAAGCCUUGGAAACAGCCUCCGGCUGAAAUGCAAGGUAAGGUUGCGUACAAUAUACCCUUGUGGUGGUGCCCUUCCCCGAACCCUGCGCAUAGUGGGAGCUUUGGUGCACCGGGCUUCCCUUUUUCUGUUCUUUCUUCAGAUCUCAUAAUUGCAGUUUUUACUUUUUAACUGCAAUUAAAACAAAAACCACACCUACUUCUUUUCAUUUCACAUUUUUUCUUUCCCCAUGUCAACACUUCCCAUGCUGCAUUUGCAUUUAUUCCUCAUUUUCACUCACUUUAUACACAUCAUAAAUUGAGUCCAUUUACUAUCACUUUAUACAAAAUCAUUUUCAAAUGUUCAAAUUUUCUGUUAGAGAAAUGAGUUUCCAUCUUGUUACUACCAUAGUCUUUACUUUAUCUAUGUCAUUUUUUGUACUACUAUUAGCCUUAUUCAUCAAUGACCAAUUCAAGAAGAUUGUUAUCUAUGAAGAUAUCUACUUGCCUCAUCAAUCACCAAUCUACAAUCUCUCCAUCAUCUCUACACAUCUUGUUUGCAACACUAGUUCCAAUAGGAGCGUGGCGUUGAAUGACUGGCUCUCUCCUAAGGGUGUUUGGCACUCGAUGAGCGAUGAAGAACUCAUGUGGAGAGCUUCAAUGGUACCUCAAAUUGAGAAGUACCCGUUUAAUCGAAUCCCAAGAGUGGCAUUCUUGUUCUUAACAAGAGGAAGAUUGCCAUUGGCACCUCUUUGGGAGAUGUUCUUUAAAGGACAUGAAGGGUUGUUCUCAAUAUACCUUCAUACUUCACCAGAUUUCAACUAUGAACCUCCUCCAUCUUCUGUGUUUUAUCAAAGAAGGAUACCCAGCCAGG
Molecule: messenger RNA, 1283 nt
Organism: Capsicum annuum
Lineage: Eukaryota; Viridiplantae; Streptophyta; Magnoliopsida; Solanales; Solanaceae
Cellular component (GO): membrane
Molecular function (GO): glycosyltransferase activity
Source: RefSeq, a predicted model, not a curated record